AUGAAAGUGCAUCUCAAAAAGUACACGGCCGUAGCAACCUGGUCCUGGGACGUGGGCGAGAUCGGCGACGAAGAAACCUGUGGGAUCUGCUACAACCCUUUCGACGGGUGUUGUCCCGAUUGCAAGAUCCCUGGGGAUGACUGUCCUUUAGUCUGGGGAGAAUGCAAACACGUAUUCCACAUGCACUGCAUCGAAAAGUGGAUCGGGAAAGAACAUUCGCGUGAACAGUGUCCGAUGGACAGGCGACCAUGGCGAAUCCGGUCCGAUUGA
Fimicolochytrium jonesii is the source of this 270-nucleotide messenger RNA. RefSeq names its product anaphase-promoting complex subunit 11. The transcript is spliced from 2 exons. The record is from RefSeq and is a predicted model, not a curated record. Gene Ontology annotation, molecular function: zinc ion binding; ubiquitin protein ligase activity; cullin family protein binding. Gene Ontology annotation, biological process: positive regulation of mitotic metaphase/anaphase transition; protein ubiquitination; anaphase-promoting complex-dependent catabolic process. Bases 1 to 270 code for a protein of 89 amino acids. Gene Ontology annotation, cellular component: nucleus; anaphase-promoting complex. NCBI's taxonomy places the organism in Eukaryota, Fungi, Chytridiomycota, Chytridiomycetes, Spizellomycetales, Powellomycetaceae.